Colletotrichum graminicola M1.001 is the source of this 996-nucleotide messenger RNA. RefSeq lists its product as uncharacterized. The record is from RefSeq and is a predicted model, not a curated record. Gene Ontology annotation, cellular component: nucleus. Gene Ontology annotation, molecular function: DNA-binding transcription factor activity; transcription cis-regulatory region binding. Lineage: Eukaryota; Fungi; Ascomycota; Sordariomycetes; Glomerellales; Glomerellaceae. Gene Ontology annotation, biological process: positive regulation of transcription by RNA polymerase II. Bases 1 to 996 code for a protein of 331 amino acids. The transcript has a single exon.
AUGUCGUCUGGGACGCAGAACCCCUUCCUCACACACCUCACGCCCAUGAUGAUCCGCUCCAACGCCCUCCUAUUUUCAAUCUCAUCAAUGGCGGCAGGGCACUUGGCAGUCCUCCGCGACGACGAAAGCCUGCAUAUACUGUCCUCGCGACACAUGCUCAUGGCCGUGUCUUCAUUGCGAGAGUCAAUUGAGACCGAGGACCCGCAACUGUCGCUGGCGACGAUCUUGAUGCUUCAGAUCUCCGACCGGCUGUUCAACACUCAUAGCCAAAUUGACCACCUUGCGGGGGCAAAGGCCGUAAUCAUUCACUCUGGCGGACUCAAGGGUUGGACCAGCUCCAGCGCGCAAUUCCUUCUCAGCCUCUGCUUCUUUCAUGAUGUCAUGUCUUCCGUCUCGCGGACGUCGAGACCUCUUCUGAGCAUGACGAACGUGGCACCACUCGAAGGGAUGCAAAGCCUUGCAAAGCUCACGUCUCUCGUCUCGAUCGUGAGUACCAUCAGCAAGAUGCAAGGACAGAGCGGUGAUGCACACCAGAGAAGAGGGCUCGCGAUCAGGGAGAGCUUGGAGAGAUUCUCCAUCGUCGCCGACGGGGACCCCGCCAUCGAGAAUACCAUCCAAGCCUACAGGCAUGCGGCCCUGGUCUAUCUCUGUCGAGUAUGGAGCGAUGGCACGUCACUGCCAAAGCCGUUUCACGCGGGGCGAUGCCUCCACUAUCUGUUACAGGUCCCCGUCACGUCAUCCUGCGUAUCAGCACAUGCGUGGCCUUUAUGGACGGCUGGCUGCGAGUCGAUCGAUCCCGGCCAGCGAGGACUGGUCCUCGAGAGACUCAAGGCGAUGUACGAAAACCGUCACUUACCGUCACUGACACGGGCUCAAGAAGAUAUGGAAGAAGUCUGGAAGGCCAAGGAUGCGCAAAGGUUGCAAUUUGGAACUGAAAACAUAGAUUGCUGUAAAGUGAUUCUGGAUAAACGCCACAGGGAAGCCGAUCUAGUUUGA